AUUUAAUAUAAGAGUAAAUACCCUUUUCGACCCCUGUCCUUUUUGAAAAUUGACAAGCAGCCUCCUAACGUUUAAAAAAUGAUAAAUCGGUCCUUGUCUAUUUCUUCCGUUAGACACAUCGACUCUUCUGUGGCUCCCUCGCUUGAAACUGGACGGAAAACGCUGACCUGUAACGAUGAGCAGGUGACUUGGCAUGGACACAUCAGCUGAAUGUGUUAGGACAAUACAGACCCUACCCAGUCAUCAAAACGUCAUCGUUUGAAGGAAGUGAGAGACGCGCGUUUUGGAGACCUUCUCCCCCUUCUCUCCUUUUUUCGAACCCUAACUCAAGUAGCAACCAUGAGUGAUGCAAAGCAAUCCUCAACCGCUCAAACCCGUCGUGGUUGGAGGAAGGGUAAGAUGGGUUUGAGUAAUGCUAGUGAAGGGAAGAAGGUGAAGUUUCAAUACCCUAAAUGCAAGUGUGGAAGUUAUGCAAUCAUGCAAGGAUCUGCAACUGCCAAGAACCCAGACAUGAUCUUUCUCGGUUGCUGUCACUAUCGUACAGAACGACCUCACUGCAACUACUUCAUAUGGCUAGAUGAGCUGAUUUCUUGUCAUUUUGUACACGAGAAAGACAUUGAUGUAGAUGGAAGAAUGAUGAUGCUAGAGAACAGAUUUGAGCAAUUGGAGCACAAAGUUGAUUUGGCAAUUGAAGAAAAAUAAAAAAAUGGAGUAUUGAGUUCAUAGUCUAUGUCAUGCUAGCUAUGUUAAUUGUAGUAGCAGCAGUAAAAUAUGUUGUAGUCUAGGACAUAGAUUAUAUUUUAUUGCAAUAUGUGAUGUAUAGUUAAGGUUAAUAUAUGGAAAGUUGCAUAUUGGA
Molecule: messenger RNA, 856 nt
Organism: Arachis ipaensis
Lineage: Eukaryota; Viridiplantae; Streptophyta; Magnoliopsida; Fabales; Fabaceae
Source: RefSeq, a predicted model, not a curated record